UCAUUUUCUAGUGUUUUUAUGGUCAACUGAAUCACAUCAACCUGAACAGUGUUGACUAAUGGCGGAGGAGGGUUCUAGUUCUUUGGAGUACACCGCAACUUGGGUGGUUGCCGUAGUCUGUUUUGUCAUUGUUCUGUUAUCUCUUCUUGCUGAAAGGGGCUUGCAUUAUCUUGGGAAGUGCUUGAAGCGAAGCAAACAAGAUGCGUUAUUUGAAGCCUUGCAAAAAUUAAAAGAAGAAUUGAUGCUUUUAGGGUUCAUUUCCCUUCUAUUGACUGUCUUUCAAGGCGCAAUAAGGAACAUAUGUAUGCCAACCGACCUUGCAAAUAAAAUGCUUCCUUGCAAGAAGCACAAUAAGAAUGAACAUAACAAAGAUUAUUCUUAUCUGUCUGCGAAUAGUAGACACCUGUUAGCUGCAAGCAGUAGUCCAGACCAGUGCGUGUUAGAGGGAAAGGCUCCACUAUUAUCAUUGGAAGCAUUGCACCAGCUGCAUAUAUUUAUCUUUGUGUUGGCAGUUGUUCAUGUGAUCUUUUGUGCCACAACUAUGGUUCUUGGAGGGGCAAGGGUACGCCAAUGGAAGAAAUGGGAAGAUUCUAUCAAGCGUGCUUCCUCGAUAAAUUCAGCAAAGGAUACGCCUGCACAUCAUCAUCAUGAGUUCUUCCGACACCGGGCGGGUGGGUAUUGGAAAAAGACUGCUGUCGUCAGCUGGAUGAUCGCAUUCUUCAGACACUUUUAUGGGUCUGUGAAAAAGUCGGAUUACAUAGCACUUCGAAGAGGAUUUAUCAUGGCUCAUUGCCCGGCAAAUCCUAAUUUCGAUUUUCACAAGUACAUGAUGCGGACACUUGAAGUGGAUUUCAAAAAGGUUGUUGGCAUAAGCUGGUACCUGUGGCUGUUUGUUGUUGUGUUUUUGCUGCUGAAUAUGAAGGGAUGGAACACGUAUUUUUGGCUGUCCUUUGUGCCUCUAGUUCUGCUACUACUGGUUGGGACUAAGUUGCAACAUAUAAUCACUCGGUUGGCUCUGGAGGUCAAGGAAAGCAACGAGCAACGAGAAGGUGCACCAAGAGUGAAGCCUUCCGACGAACUCUUUUGGUUUCAUCGCCCUGUUCUUGUUCUCCACUUGAUUCACUUCAUUCUUUUCCAAAAUGCCUUUGAACUUGCAUUCUUGUUCUGGAUAUGGAGCACGUAUGGGAUCCACUCAUGCAUAAUGGAGCAACUGGCUAUGAUGAUCCCUCGACUUCUAAUCGGGGUGAUAGUUCAAGUACUUUGCAGCUAUAGCACCAUGCCUUUGUAUGCUCUGGUUGGCCAGAUGGGAAGCAGGUUUAAGGAAGGGAUAUUCAAUAAAUUCGUGCAAUCGUCACUUGAAGUGUGGAUCGGGAAUAGGGGGAACAGAGGCGAAGCAAGCAGGAGUAUAACACAACUGCAGAGGGUUGAGAAUAGAGUGGAAGAAGCUGCAAUGGUUGACAUUAUCGAAGAAUCUGUAACACAUCUUCCUUCUGUUGCCUCAAACUCUCUUCCAUAACCUGCACUCAACUUCUUUUUCCUCUUACAUAUCACAAUUCAUUCAUUCAUUCAAUCAUUCAUUCAAUCCCAGUUCCUUCUCAAUCACCUCCUUGCUGAAUCACAGAUUUUUUUGAAGUAUCUGAAAAAAAAAAAAGAAGCUUAUAGUGUAUUUGUUAAAUGUCAAGAUCCUAUAUUCUGGUUUGAAGGAGGAAGAUGAAUUUGGAAUGGAGCAAGUUAAGUAUCUGAAGAAGGAAGAUGAAACAGUUUCAUUGUUGAACUUCUCCACACACAUAUAUACAUACACAUACACAUACACAUACACAUACACUAGUGUAAUUAUUCUAAACUAUAUGGUAAAGUUGAAUGCUAGGAAAGUGCUAGUGAAUUCUAACUUUGACAUAUGAUUCUAGUCUUCUUCUGAGUGCGUCAAAUGUCAAAUACACAUACAAAUAUGCACAACCUAUUUAUAUGAAUAGUAGU
Molecule: messenger RNA, 1977 nt
Organism: Carica papaya (papaya)
Lineage: Eukaryota; Viridiplantae; Streptophyta; Magnoliopsida; Brassicales; Caricaceae
Gene: MLO13
Product: Seven transmembrane MLO family protein
Biological process (GO): defense response
Cellular component (GO): membrane
Source: RefSeq, a predicted model, not a curated record